Molecule: messenger RNA, 153 nt
Organism: Phytophthora nicotianae INRA-310
Lineage: Eukaryota; Oomycota; Peronosporomycetes; Peronosporales; Peronosporaceae
Exons: 1
Coding region: 1-153 (50 amino acids)
Source: RefSeq, a predicted model, not a curated record
AUGCCGCUCAACGACUGGCCGUGCUGCGUUCUCGACAAGCUUGGUCAGCCUUCGGGAGCAUGGCGCCCCUGGCACAAGAGGCAAAUCGCAGACGGGCGGUUGGAGACACGCUUGCAAUCGAACGCGAAUGCAAUUCGCGCAUUCGAACACUAA